AUGGAGACUUAUUCCUCUACUAUCAACUUUGUUGCACUCCUCAUGUUCUUCUCCUUCCUUUUUAUUCUAUUUGGCAAAUGGAGAAAAUCAGAACAAAAGUUGCCUCCCGGUCCAUGGAGACUCCCACUUAUUGGAAGUAUCCAUCACUUGAGAGGAGCAUUUCCACAUCGCACUCUUAGAAAGUUAGCACGAAAGUAUGGGCCUAUCAUGUAUUUGCAACUUGGAAAAAUUCCUGCAGUAGUCAUAUCAUCACCUAUUGUGGCUAAAGAAGUUUUCAACAUUCACGAACAUGCCUUCGCUGUUAAACCACAACUAACAUCCAUAAAUAUUAUUACUUACAAUGGUAAGGACAUUGAAUUUGCACCAUAUGGUGACAAUUGGAGACAAAUGC
Nicotiana tabacum (common tobacco) is the source of this 391-nucleotide messenger RNA. RefSeq names its product premnaspirodiene oxygenase-like. Gene Ontology annotation, molecular function: heme binding; monooxygenase activity; iron ion binding. The record is from RefSeq and is a predicted model, not a curated record. NCBI's taxonomy places the organism in Eukaryota, Viridiplantae, Streptophyta, Magnoliopsida, Solanales, Solanaceae.